AUGGAGGAAACAAGUCAUUCAUGUGCAAAUGAGGGGAAAAAAAGAAAAUCUAAAGUGUUUUGUGUCGCUGGAGGGCCAAAUAAAAAGUCCUGCACAAAUAGUGGUGAUACACCAGGCAUUAGUAUGCAUUGUUUUCCGACAGAUCCAUCUGUACGAAAGCAAUGGAUACGGUUUGUUCGAAGGCAUCGAUGUGAUUUCGACCCCACAAAAUUUUCGUCAAGAAUAUGGUUGUGUUCAGCGCAUUUUGAUGAGAGCUGCUUCUCAAAGCAUUUCGCAAGCAAUCUUGAAGGCUUCGAUAACAGUAACACAAAGCGUUUCUUGAUACGCGGCUCAGUACCAACGGUUGAUGCUGUGAAAGGUGGAGAAGAUAGUAUCUCUCGAAAAGAGAAGAGACUUGUAAGUAUAUUUCACAAUAAUUUUUCUUCUGCAAUUUGGACUUACAUAUAAACUACUCCGCUUGUAUAAAUUGAUCUUUUGAAAUGUAUCUUCAUAACAUAAUCUACAUUCUGUAAAUUCGUCCAUAUAUUAUAUAUUCUCGAAGCACAACAUGUUACUUCACAGAAAGGAUAACAUGCUACUUUAUAGAAAGUGUGUCAUGAUUUGUGUGUGAGGUUGUGUGAACACGUAUGUGACUUGAUAGUAUUUUGUAUGCCAUUUUAAUCAUAAUUAACAUUUUAUAAAUUCUGUUUUGUAGCUGAUGCGUGAAGCUACCCGAGAAUAUUUGCCUGCCCCUCCAACAAAACAAAGAAAAUUGGCUUUUGCUGGCACACAAGGGGAUUGUGUUGAUGAUUUGUCUGGUGGUGCUGGUGAUUUAUCUAGUGGUGUUGGUGAUUUGUCUGGUGGUGCUGGUGAUUUGUAUGGUGGUGCUGGUGAUUCGCCUGGUGGUGCUGGUGAUUUGUCUGGUGGUGCUGGUGAUUUGUUUGGUGGUACUGGUGAUUUUCUUGGUGGUGCUGGUGAUUUGUCUGGUGGUGCUGAUGAUUUGUCUGCUACUGCUGGUGUCAACAAAUGCAUGGAGUGCCUUGAUCACACCAGAAGAAACAAAAAUUUAAAGAGACAUAUUGAAAGGUUGAAGACAAGAGUACAGGAGCUGAAAACCAAAAGCAAGGAAGACCAAGUAAGCAGUAGUUAUAUUAAUAACCAUACAUUAUUUCAUAUCUGUGUAUAGCAUAAGUUAAAUUGCUGCUUUAUACUGUUCUCUGUUGUACAGUGAAUAUUAGGAAGGGGGGCUGAAUUAAUUUCCAAAUGAAUUGUAUAGAUUUUUUAUGCUUUUUUUAAUUUUAGGGAGCUUGUGAAAAUUCAGAUAGCAACACGUAUAUCCCAGUUGAAGAAGAGAAUCUGAGUGACAGUGAAGGUGAUAUUGAAAUGGAAAAUGACUGUGAUCAAGACUGGUCAUGCCUGGUAGAUGAAGAAUCCUGUGGAUCCUCUGAUGAUGAUGACGACGACCCAGAAAUGCACAAAAGAAACCAUAUCAGGUAUAAACUGAGUACAGUAGGGUGUUUAUCCACUUUGAUACAUCAUGAAAUGACUGAACAAAGUUCCUUCAGCUGGAACCACUGAGUGCAACAUUUUGACCACAAAGCUUGUAUUUUGGUACCCAUACAUCAAAAUGCUGCAUUGCAGAUUGAUUGGUCAAAACAUAUAUAUGGCUAUUGAGUGGUCAAAACAUAUGGCCAAUGAUAAGGUUUUUUUAAAUUAAUAUAGGAUAAAUGAAGCAGAUGGUAUGUAUAAGGAGCCAAAGUUCAUGGUGUUUUACUCGUUGCUACUAAGCCUGUUUUCCAUGUUCUGUUUCAAAUGUCGGGAAUGUACUCCAACAGUCCAAGCUUUCAAGACUGGGACCAUGGUAACUUUAGUGCAAAAUUGUCCGUCAUGUGGCGACAGUGCAUUCAAAUGGAGCUCUCAACCAAUAGUGCUUGGAAAGUACCCAGCUGGUAAUAUUGUUUUAAGUUUUGGAAUAUUGAUGGCUGGGGCAUCUGUAAGCAAAAUUCUUCUGGUGUUCAAGCAUAUGGGGAUGUGUGCUACAAGAAGCCGUACCUUCUUUAUUCAUCAAAGCCAGCUCAUUAUCCCUGCAAUUCUCCAUCAUUGGGAGGUGUACAGAAAAGGACUUGUACAAAAAGUGAAGGAUAUGGAGGACAUAGUUUGGAGUGGUGAUGGCAGAUUUGAUUCUAUGGGACAUUCUGCCAAGUAUGGCACAUAUUCAAUGUUUUGCUCACCCAUUGACAAGAUUGUUCAUUUUGAACUUUUACAGGUGACUAUUUUGGGUGAUUUUGAUUAAAUUAUCUCUUAGGUUAGGAGUUAAGAUUGAGAUUAGGAUGAGGAUAGGUAUCAUACUUAAUUUAUUGUUAUUAGCUGUUUACAUAAACCAUAACCAAUUAACCCUAUGCACUAUCUCUUUAUUUGAAGAAAUUUGUUUUAGGCUGGACACAGCAUUUGUGGUAAAAUAAUCUAUAGAGUAUAGAUAGAGAUAGAAAGUAAAUUAAUCUGUUCAAAGCUAGGAUGUCCCCUGUGCUAAAUAAAGAACUAUAUAAUAGAACUACUUAUUUCUUUUACAUUUAUAGAGUAAUGAAUCUGGUGGAAGCAAUCAGAUGGAACUGGAUGGAGCGAAAAAAUGCUUUUCAUUUUUGGAAGGAGCAGGUGUGAAGAUCAAGAAAUUCAUUUCAGAUCGGCAUGCAGGUUUUGCUAAAUGGGUAAGAGAAUCCAGACCUGACACCAAGCAUUUUUUUGACAUCUGGCAUGUGGCACGAUCCAUCACAAAGAAACUUAUGAAAGCUGGAAAAGAAAAAGGCUGUGAAAUCCUUAUGCAUUGGAUCAAAGGUGUAAGAAACCAUCUGUAUUGGUGUGCAACAUCGACCAAGGAGGGGUUUCAGGAAAUGAUUCUGGCAAAGUGGAGAUCGUUUAAAAAUCAUGUUGCAAAUAGACACGAAGGACAUGCUAGUAACUUAUUUUCUAGAUGUGCACAUGAUGACCUGGAAACACCAAGAGAAUGGGUCAAAAUAGGUAAUAAGUGGGGAAACUGGAUUUGAACAUGCUAUUUAUGUUACUACUAGCACCCUCUAUGGCUGUGGACCCAAAACCUAUUUGUAAAUUGUUACAGUUACAAAAAUGUGGAUUUAAGAGUGGACUCAAAAUCUAUUAAUUUAUAAAUACCCAGAGGGGGAGGGGACAAUUUUCUCAAGGGCCCAGGCAAGGGAAUGGAGUCCCCCUAUAUAAAAGAAAGGCAAAUGGGGAGAGAACGGCAGCCCGGUUUCUCAAAUUGUUAUUACAUGUAAUUGACAAUCAUUAAUUUCAGGAACACCUGCUUUUGACAAAGCACAAUUGAUUCUCAGCAACACAAGGUUGGAAUCGGGCAUCAAGAAAUUAUCACCGGAUACACAAACUAGUUGCCUGGAAGGGUUCCAUGCCACAUUGAACCACUGGCAUCCCAAAAUGCUAUGUUUUUCAUGGUUGGGAUCAUACUGCAGGCAAGUUGCAAUGAUACAUGUGGUCAGUAAAAGUACUAUGCUUGGUUCAAGUGCAAUAAGGCUGAUAUUUUUGCUUUUAAUAUUUCAGGACUGCCUUAGCUGUACUUCACUUCAAUGAGAAUUUGCGACGCGAUGGCCAGAAAACCAAAACCGGGGAGCAGUAUACAAAAGUGACUUACCCCAAGUAUAAACUGGGGGAGGAAACUGUGAGGGAUGUAAAAAGGCCACCAACUUAUGGUAAAUUAACCUAAAUCAGUUUUAUACAAAAAGCUUUCUAUUGUGUUGUUUCACACAAAAUAAAAGGUAAAUCCUACAGUAAAUCACUGGAUGCUGUUUUUACACAUUUCAGACGGGGGAGAAGGGCCCUACAAAACUACAUGUAGGAAAUGUACAUGUAUUUUACUUGAUGUAAUUGGUGAUCAAUUUAUUUGUUUAUAUAGAGUAUGUGGAGUGCAUAGGUAAAAUCCUAUUCGCAUUUGAUCACGCCACACUGGAGAAGGUCAGCAAAAGAUACCGAUUAAUGCAACCAAAAUCAUUGACUAGUCAGAUUCCAGACCGAUUGGGAAAGAAAGAGGCAAUUGAAAAACAAAAGAAACGCAAAAGCUUGGAUAAAGUUGCAUUGCACCCCCCAGGUGUGUGAUUACAUAGAGCGAAUAAUUUGUAUAGCAGGGUCUGAAAUUUGUAUAUUUUCUCAGUAUCCAAAUGCGAUACCAGGAUUCAAAAUUUUGUACCCCCCUGAGAUUCCAGUAUCCCACUUCUGGAUACUGGUUAUCGGUACCAUAAGUAUUAUACCUCCUCCCAUCCAAAUAAGUUUCCAUAACACUCACUGUUACAAAUUACAAUAACAGGAGAGUCAAUACUGCAAAUUUCAGACCCUGCUAUAAAAUUAAAGCAUUUUGUGCGCCCAAGAUUUGGCUCAACCAAGACACAAUUGAAAUCUUAAAAAUGCACAAGAUAUUUUUAUUUUAUGCUUGAUUUCAUACCAUAUAUCAUAAAGUUGUCAGUUGGAAAGGUCAUAGCAAUGUGCACAUAUGCCCACAUUUUGUUAUUUUUUACAGAGGCAGACCAAGACAGGCUACAAAUUCAAAUUCAGGCAACUAAAGCAAGUGCUUCAAAGGAGAAAAACAACGCCAAAAAGCGAGCAACACUAAAAUGCCGAAAAUGUGGUGAACCACGGAAAGGGCAUCCAAGAGGGAUUUGUAAAUAG
Messenger RNA from Paramuricea clavata, 4665 nucleotides. Lineage: Eukaryota; Metazoa; Cnidaria; Anthozoa; Malacalcyonacea; Plexauridae. The record is from the annotation of a GenBank genome assembly.